UUGCUCUUUCCUCAGUUGGCAACAGUUAGUCUAAAAUCAGAAAGCACGAGCUGCGAGUGACCGAGCGAAAAAACCGGUACCUUCCAACUCCCAGUGCAAAUAAUCGCAAAAUUUGUGUUAUUCCCACUCGAAGAGAGCCCCACACAGUGUUUUUGUGUUUAAUUAUCGCCAUUUGAACAUCCGGCGUCAAAAUAAACUCGCAUUAUGGCGGCAAUGUCAGUCAUAGGAAUUGACCUGGGGAACGAGUCUUGCUAUGUCGCCGUCGCCAAAGCCGGUGGCAUCGAGACCAUCGCCAACGAUUACAGUUUACGAGCGACUCCAUCAUUCAUCGCCUUUUCGGACAAAAACCGAAUCUUGGGGGUCGCCGCCAAAAACCAACAAAUCACCAACAUGAAAAACACGGUUUAUGGACUCAAAAGGCUCAUUGGGCGGAAGUAUAGGGACCCCCACGUGCAGCGGGAGCUACAAAUGUUGCCUUUUAACGUUAUAGAAGUAGCACAAGGAAAUAUCGGUAUUAAGGUUAACUAUUUAAAUGAGGAACACAUAUUCUCGCCGGAACAGUGUCUAGCUAUGUUACUAACCAAAUUAAAGGAUAUUUCGUCGACUGCUCUACAAACCCCUAUUAACGACUGUGUUAUCUCAGUUCCCUCAUACUUUACAAAUAAUGAGAGAAAAGCACUCAUGGAUUCUGCGGCUAUUGCUGGUUUGAAUGUACUCAGAUUAUUCAACGAGACGACCGCUACGGCCUUGUCUUACGGCAUUUACAAGCAGGACUUGCCGGGGCCCGAUGACAAGUCUCGUAAUGUUGUUUUCGUUGAUUGCGGUCAUUCCUCUCUUCAAGUUUUCGCUUGCGCGUUCAAUAAAGACAAACUUCGCAUGAUUGCGACCGCUUCUGAUCCAUACCUCGGCGGUAGAGACUUCGACCUUGCUUUGGCCGACCAUUUCUGCAAAGAAUUCCAAACGAAAUAUCACAUCGACGCUAAAUCUAACGCUCGCGCCUUCAGUCGCCUUCUCGGCGAAGUGGAAAAAGUCAAAAAGCAGAUGUCGGCCAACUCCACGUCAUUACCCCUCAAUAUCGAGUGUUUCAUGGACGAUAAGGACGUACACAGCAGCAUAAAGCGAACCGAUAUGGAGCAGUUGUGUGCUCCUUUGUUUCAGAGAGUCGAAACGACCUUAAAACAAUGCCUGGACGCGUCAGGCUUAAAAUUAGACGAAAUUUACUCAGUCGAGAUAGUCGGCGGGUCGAGCAGGAUUCCUGCUAUCAAACAAUUGAUAGAGAAGGUUUUUAAAAAAGUGCCAAGCACUACUCUGAAUCAGGACGAGGCUGUAAGCAGGGGUUGCGCUCUACAGUGCGCUAUGCUUUCACCGGCGGUCCGGGUUAGGGAAUUUGGCGUUAAAGACGUACAGAAUUAUGCAGUUUCGGUGUCAUGGGAUGCCAGCACUGAUGGGGAAGCCGCAGGGGAGGUUGAGGCCUUCCCGGUCAACCACCAGGUCCCCUAUUCCAAAAUGUUGACGUUCUACAGACAAGAACCCUUCUCCAUCAAAGCGAUGUAUUCGGGAAAUGUCCCCUACCCUGAUAAAAACAUUGGCACUUGGAUCGUGAAAGACAUUCGUCCGAACGCUGAGGGCAAGCCGCAGAAGGUCAAGGUCAAAGUCAGGAUCAACCUGCACGGCAUCAUGACAGUGUCCAGUGCGUCGUUGUUUGAAGCGAAGGAGUCAAGCGAGGCUGAAAAUGAGGAAACGCAAAAGGUGCAGCAACAAGAGGAGCAGGAAAAACCGACGAAUCAGAAUUCCACUGAUCAGCAGAACGACGUUGAUGCUCCGAUGGCUGAUGGCGUGAACAAUGCGGCUCCUGAGGUAGGCUCCAGCACCAGCUGGACGAAGAAAAUUUCUGCCUGGUUCAGCGGGGACGGCGAUAAAGACAAAAAGAAGAAGCAAGUGUUGAAGAGCAUCGAAUUACCGAUUGAAUCUCUGACCGCUGGCUUCUCCCAAGUCGAAAUCAAUCAAUACACCGAGCAAGAAUUCAAAAUGAUUGCUGCCGACCGCCAGGAGAAGGAACGAGCCGAUGCAAGAAACGCGUUUGAAGAAUACGUUUACGAAUUGCGCGGGAAGAUAUCAUCCGACGACGAACUUGGUGCUUUUAUUCUCGAAAAUGAUCGUUCGGCUCUAAUGCAACAAUUAGACGAUAUGGAAAAUUGGUUGUACGAAGAUGGCGCUGAGUGCAACCGACAGGUUUAUCAAGACAAAUUAGCUGAAUUAAAAUCAAAAGGAGAGCCAAUCCAGACUAGAAAAGUCGAAUUCGAGCUGCGACCACACGUUAUUGAAGAUUUCGCCAAAUCGCUCCAACUUACGAUGAAAGCUUUAGAGGCGAUUAAGGGUAACGACCCGAAAUUUGCGCAUUUGACUGAAGACGAGGUCAAGAAGGUGGAUAAUGCGUUCAAGAAUUCGUUCCAGUGGUUGGAGCAAACAAGAGCGAAGCUUGUCAACGCACCUAAGCACGUAGCCCCGCCUGUUACUGUCUCUCAGAUCCGACAAGAGAAGAAUGAUUUUGAAUGCACAGUCAGUCCUAUUUUGAAUAAGCCACCGCCAAAGGCACCCUCGCCCCCGAAAGAGGAAAAGAGCCCGACAGAUGAGAAGGCUCAAAAUGCGCAAACUGAGCAGAACCAACAGAAUCAGCAGAACCAGAACCAGCAGGAGAACAUGGACUGGUCGUCGGCAAAUUAGGUGUAAUUGAUAUUUAUAAUGCUUGGACACAAUUUUCAGAGCGAGGCACGUCGUAAUCGUUCCCUUAUACUGUAUUACUAGAAAAUUUUCUAUUUAUAUUUUACUUAAACCAUCGCAGUUUUUACUACAUUUUGUUGGAAGAAAUUGUCUCAAGUCAGUUUGCACCGAUGUGUUUUACUGCAUUUUAAAGGGAGUUUAAAUUGUAGUUCUGAUCGUAGCUUCAUUCCAUUUAAGUUAUUUAACAACUCACUUUUUUGUUGUAAUUUUUUAUUUGAAAAAAUUGUGUUUAAUAAAAUAUUUAGAAACAAUUUAAUAA
Tribolium castaneum (red flour beetle) is the source of this 3040-nucleotide messenger RNA. RefSeq names its product Heat shock protein 110 (gene Hsc70Cb). Gene Ontology annotation, molecular function: ATP binding; ATP-dependent protein folding chaperone. The coding region runs from base 205 to 2724 and encodes 839 amino acids. Lineage: Eukaryota; Metazoa; Arthropoda; Insecta; Coleoptera; Tenebrionidae. The transcript is spliced from 6 exons. Gene Ontology annotation, biological process: protein folding. The record is from RefSeq and is a predicted model, not a curated record. Gene Ontology annotation, cellular component: cytosol; nucleus.